Molecule: messenger RNA, 327 nt
Organism: Meloidogyne enterolobii
Lineage: Eukaryota; Metazoa; Nematoda; Chromadorea; Rhabditida; Meloidogynidae
Source: the annotation of a GenBank genome assembly
AUGAAUUAUGAAGAGUCAGAUUUUGGCAUAGAAUAUCCUUUUGAGGAAACUGGUGGAUCUGGUGAUGAAAAUAGAAUUAGAGGAAAUUGGUCUUUAAAAUUGGAUUAUUUAUUCUCAAUUUUUGGAUAUACUUUUGCAUUAGGAAAUUUAUGGCGGUUUCCUUAUCAUUUUGGAAUUAAUGGAGGAAUCGCUUAUUUAAUUCCUUACACAAUUUUAUUUUUUGUUGCCGCUCUUCCAAUUCUUUUUAUGGAGAUUUCGCUGGGACAAUUUGUCAGUUUGGGACCAGCUUCUGUUUGGAAAUUGGCACCUCUUUUUAAAGGUUUUUAG